AUGGGUGACAAAGGGCUGGAACACCAACUUGAACGGCUAGUGUCAAUGCUUGCAGAUCGCCAGUGGACUCAGGCCGCUCCCGUCAGUACACCGUCAAUUGUCGGCCUCACCAACAGUAUCUCGGAGUUCUCCUAUGAUCCGAAGAACGGCGUAACGUUCGAAUCCCGACAGACGCCAUAUCACGGCUCAUCAGUAAGCAGACCAACAACCAAGGAAGAUGCCGUCAUCGCUGAAAUCUACGUCGAUGAUGGUAUCACACAGCAGACAUCGGCAUCGAACAACACACUACGGCAGGCCAUCCAUUACGUCCAAGGCAAAUGGCCAAAACGCUCCCCCACCGGAGAUCUUCAGCAGUUGUUCCAGCGGCGCGAUUCCCUCUGCGUUAUAGACAGCUGCCUGAUGUUCGGAGAACGCGUUGUGGACAACCGCCCGGAGCCUCCGAGUACGAAAUCUACCACUCCAUUUGAGAUUGGAACAGCUGUGUACGUUCGAGACUAUCGACUAAUGCACGACCCAUGGAUCGAAGGGACUAUUGCACCCUGA
Messenger RNA from Mesocestoides corti, 543 nucleotides. Lineage: Eukaryota; Metazoa; Platyhelminthes; Cestoda; Cyclophyllidea; Mesocestoididae. The record is from the annotation of a GenBank genome assembly.